This is a messenger RNA of Aspergillus ibericus CBS 121593, 1591 nucleotides long. Its product is annotated as putative acid phosphatase. NCBI's taxonomy places the organism in Eukaryota, Fungi, Ascomycota, Eurotiomycetes, Eurotiales, Aspergillaceae. The transcript is spliced from 3 exons. Gene Ontology annotation, molecular function: hydrolase activity, acting on ester bonds. Bases 302 to 1552 code for a protein of 416 amino acids. Gene Ontology annotation, biological process: phospholipid catabolic process. The record is from RefSeq and is a predicted model, not a curated record.
GGCAUCUCACCAUCCUCGAGAUACAAUGCAGCCGAGGACAGUCCCGAUGGCUGCAGACUGUGUGGGGGAUUUAGUUGCUAUUUCGCUUCGGUUAGCAAGUUCACCAAUGGAAGCAGAUCGAUUAGAUUGCCUAUGGGGCAAGGAAGAAUAAACACACGCAUGACGGGAAGUAUGAGUUCGCCAGUCUUCAGAAAGGUAUAAAGAUGAGGCAAGUACCACUCAUCUCUCAACUUCUUUCUUGUGUGCCUCUGUGAAUACAUCAGACUCGUUCAUAUUCUUAGUCUUCGUCUGAUCCGGGAUCAUGUUCACUAAACAGUCCCUCGUGACACUCCUUGGAGGUCUUUCUCUGGCUUUGGCCCAGACCUCCUCGUCGGAAUAUCCCUCCAGCGCUGAGAUUAGUGCUGCCAAAGCUACCGUGCAGCCUUAUUCUCCCGUCUCGAAUGUCAAGGGGCUUGCAUUUAACCGCUUUGUGAACAUCUGGUUGGAGAAUACUGACUUCGAUGUGGCCGCUGGUAACGAGAAUCUGGCUGUGCUGGCCAAGAAGGGUCUUCUCCUGAAUAACUUCUGGGCUGUCACCCACCCGUCCGAGCCCAACUACUGCGCCUCCGCCGGUGGUGACACCUUUGGCAUGGACAAUGAUGACUUUCAUCAAAUCCCGGCCAAUGUCUCCACCAUCGCGGAUCUGUUCGAUACCAAGAACAUCGCCUGGGGUGAAUACCAGGAAGCCCUCCCCUACCCCGGCUACCAGGGCUACCGCUACCCUGAGAGCGGUGCCAACGACUAUGUCCGCAAGCACAACCCUCUGAUUCUGUUCGACUCGGUGACCCAAGAUGCUCUCCGUCUCCGUCAGAUCAAGAACUUUACUAGCUUCUACGAUGAUCUGGAGCACCACCGUCUCCCCCAGUACAUGUUCAUCACUCCGAACAUGACUAACGAUGGCCACGACACCGACAUUACCGUCUCCGGUGCUUGGACCUGGAACUUCCUGACUGAGCUUCUGGAGAAUGACUACUUCACCAAAGACACCCUCAUCAUGUUGACCUUUGAUGAGACGGACACUUAUGAGAUCGGCAACAACGUUUUCACUUUCUUGCUCGGUGGUGCCGUCCCGGAGGAUCUCCGCGGUACCGAGGAUGACACCUUCUACAGCCACUACUCGGUCAUUGCCUCCCUGUCCGCCAACUGGGGUCUUCCCUCCCUGGGUCGCUGGGACUGCGGUGCCAACUUGUUCAGCUGGUUGGCCGAGAAGACUGGCUACGUCAACUACGACGUCGAUACGAGCAACUUGUACAUGAACCAGACCCACUGGGGUCCUCUGUCCGAUGAUGACUACAGCGAGUACUACGCUGGCUGGCCUGUCCCGACCACGGAGGCUAGCUGCUCUGCCGGCAACGGCAUCCUGUCUGCUGUUAAGCAGACCUACAAGGGCCUUACUGCCACCUUCAACUACACCACUCCUUUCCCGUAUGACUCGCGCAGCGGAAACAACGUUGGCGUGAAGUAUAGCCGGACCUUGAAGAACGGCAAGGUCGAGUCUGGUGUUUCGCAAUAAGUGGCUCCUCACUCUGGGAUGUUGGUGGAAUAAUGCUGG